Messenger RNA from Closterium sp. NIES-67, 2097 nucleotides. The record is from the annotation of a GenBank genome assembly. Lineage: Eukaryota; Viridiplantae; Streptophyta; Zygnematophyceae; Desmidiales; Closteriaceae.
CCUCUCCUUCUGAGGAGGAGGCAGUGGUCGUUGGAGAUCCUCCAACCACCACUGCUUCGCUCUCUGACCAACCAACACAGCAGAGCCAUCAAGCCAAACCAACCUGACGCUUUGUUUCAGGCGCCUUACAACCAGCGUGCAUGUCCUCUUCGUUUUCACUUGCACUAUCUUGAUGCAUUUUGAAGGGUGUGAGGCGGGUAGAGUAACCCAAGCCACCUGAUGUACCGAACGGCUUCCGUUUGAGUGUGUUUCCUGGCGUAAAUCACGCCAACGGUUUUUUUUUUUUCUUACGAAAUUCGCAGUCACUGGACACUUCUAGCGCGCUGAAAUGGCAUGCGAAUACCACAUCAGCGCAAUGGCCGAGCGAAACGCCACUUCUUCGCGAAGACUCUCGCUGCUUUACCUCGUCGCGCUUCUCGUUGCGCUUCUAAACAUCUCGGGCGAUUCCAUCUUUGCGAAUGCAAGCGCGUCGGGGAAUGAUGUGCGCGCGCUGCUGGACGUGCGCGAGGCGAUCAAGGAGGCGAACCCGAGCGCGCUGGAGUCGUGGUCGGAGUUCACGGACCCCUGCGGGGGGGGCUGGGAGGGCAAGUUCCUCUGCGACAACGAUGGCCACGUCACCUUCAUGUCGCUCCUCCAGCUGAACCUGCAGGGCCCCAUCCCCGGCGUGCAGCUCGCCACGCUCACCUCGCUCAACCACAUCGACCUGGGGUCGAACUCGUUCACGGGCACCAUUCCCGAGCAGCUGCUGCGACUCACCUCGCUGCUGCACCUGUCGCUGUCGUACAACAAGCUGAGCGGGUCGCUGCCAGGCGGGCUGAGCCAGCUGAAGGGGCUGCAGCAACUGCGGCUGGAGGGCAACCAGCUAUCGGGAACCCUGCCGGCGUCACUCUCCUCCCUCUCCAACCUCACGCUCCUCAACCUGUGCACAAAUCAAAUCACGGGGCCCAUCCCUUCCAACUGGAGCGGAAUGACGCAGAUGGUCAAUCUCCGGCUCUCCUCCAACCAGCUCUCAGGGGACGUUCCUUCCUGGCUCGGCUCCUGGCGCAGCCUUGUGGUGCUCGGCCUGUACAGCAACAAGCUCAGUGGCUCCAUCCCUCAGGACCUCGCCCAAGCCACCACCCUCGUCUCUCUCGCGCUCGACGUGAACGAGCUGCAUGGGUCGCUGCCAGACGCCUUCAGCCGCCUCACCAACCUCAAAGAAUUCCUCAAGGAGAUGUACAUGGCGGGCAACAAGCUAGAGGGCAGCAUCCCUGCGUCCUACAGCGCACUCACGCAGCUCAGGUUCAUUGAUGUGAGCUACAACGCUCGUCUGGGCGGCACCAUUCCCGCCUUCCUUGGUGACUUUGAGAAGCUUCAGUCAAUAGCGAUGCAGUUCUGCUCAUUCACAGGCCCGUUGCCCCCCGCGUUGAGCAACCUGGCGCACCUGCAGGAGCUGCUGCUGGACAACAACGCGCUGCAGGGAGCCAUCCCCGACAGCUGGGGCACGGGGCUGGAGCGUGUGGCCGUGCUGCACCUCAACGACAACCGCCUGAGCGGCGCCAUCCUGGGCACGUUCUGCCACCUGGGGUACGCCAAGGACGUCAACCUCGCGCUCAACAUGCUCUCGGGCCCCAUCCCCAUCUGCCUCACCUCGCUGCGCCGCAUCUCGUCCCUAGUGCUCUCCUUCAACCGACUCACCGGCCCCGUGCCGCCCGUGCCAGCUGGCGUGAAGCUCUUGUUCAAUGUAACCGGCAACUGCCUGGAUGAUGUUGAGGGCCAGCCGUCACCGUGCCCCACCCCGGUGGACACCUCCCCUGCUGAUGCUGCGACCAGCACAAGCAAGCAGCAGCAGCAGCAACAGCAACAGCAACAACAGCAACAGCAAGAGCAGCAGCAAGAGCAGCAGCGGUGGCAGGCACAAGGGAGCUCGUCAUCGGGGUUGUGGAUGCGUGGCUUCCGCGCCGCGCUUCUCUCCACCACCUUUGUGCUGCUAGUGUUAGGCUGCUGACAGACAUAUGUGUACCAUAUUAUAUGAAGCAGUUUUGUGAUGGGUUGAGUGUAGAUUUGUUACCAACCUCAUCCAAUGUGAAUUCCCCAUAAUCAAGCCAAUCUGCCAAU